Messenger RNA from Hibiscus syriacus, 408 nucleotides. RefSeq names its product serine/threonine-protein kinase STY13-like. Bases 1 to 408 code for a protein of 135 amino acids. Gene Ontology annotation, cellular component: plasma membrane. Gene Ontology annotation, molecular function: protein kinase activity. The record is from RefSeq and is a predicted model, not a curated record. The transcript has 4 exons. Gene Ontology annotation, biological process: protein phosphorylation. NCBI's taxonomy places the organism in Eukaryota, Viridiplantae, Streptophyta, Magnoliopsida, Malvales, Malvaceae.
AUGACUGGAGAGACUGGACAUUGGGUUUACAUGGCACCAGAGGCAUUGACAAUUCAGCUAUGGCUAAAUAAGAUCAUAGCUGAUGAUUUUUCUAAGCACUGCCUAUCUUAUGAUCUAUCCUUGAUGAAUCUGAAAUUGAGACAGCUUCUCAGAAGUCACAUCUCUGUUGUUCGCCAGAAUCUGAGGCCAGAGAUACCUCGUUGCUGUCCAAGCUCGCUUGCAAAUGUAAUGAAGAGAUGCUGGGAUGCAAACCCCGACAGACGACCAGAGAUGGACGAGGUGGUGUCGAUGUUAGAGAGUAUAGACACAUCCAAGGGAGGAGGGAUGAUCCCACAUGAUCAACCUCAGGGUUGUUUGUGUUUUCAGAGAUACAGGGACCUUGAUAUUUUUACCCUUACCCCCCAUUGA